AUGCAGUGUCAAAUCCCAGUGAAACAACAGCGACAACAGCGACAACAGCGACAACAGCGCAGCAGCAACAGCAGCAGCAACAAAACCAAUUGUCGGCCGGCCAAAAAAAUUUUGGCCUACUGGAUGCUCGACGAAGACGAGCAUCCAGACGCUGACAUAAAUAAUUCAGAAGUGGAUGAUAAUGGUACGUGUCGUAUACAAGUCCAGAUGAGUCCGACUUGUCGAAAAAAUACUUACCUUUUUGUGGAAUCUCUUCCAAGCUAUGCGCGCCGCGAAGUCCUGCGGGACCUCGCGGACGAGCGUAGAACGCAAGCGAGGACGGAACGAGCAGAACAGGAGCGAAGAGAGGAGAGAGAAAGAGAGCUGGAGGAAGAAAGAUUAAUAGAUGCGGAAGAAGGGGUGGAGGAGGAAGAGGAAGAGGAAGAGGAAAGAGCGGCCGAGGAAGCAACAGCUUAA
Molecule: messenger RNA, 456 nt
Organism: Monomorium pharaonis (pharaoh ant)
Lineage: Eukaryota; Metazoa; Arthropoda; Insecta; Hymenoptera; Formicidae
Product: DDRGK domain-containing protein 1-like
Exons: 4
Coding region: 1-456 (151 amino acids)
Source: RefSeq, a predicted model, not a curated record